AUGGCCGCGGGGAUCUCCCCGCAUCCGGAUCCAGUGCCUCCGGACCUUCUCUUCCACUUCCCGUCGCCACCUACUCUCUAUGCUUCGUCAGAUCCACUCCCCGUUCCGUCCUCGCUCGUCUCUUCCCCUGGCAAUUCUCAAACCACGACUUCUUUGGAGGGUCUUGUCCCCGUCUCUUCACCUGGAGAUCGAUCUCCGUUGGUAGUUUGUCCUGAAACCGCUGCUCUUGAAAAACCUGUUUCUUGGGUGGCUAAGUUCAAGCCUCAGUUCAAAAAUCUGUCGAAGAUUGGCUCCCCAACGAUGUCGUCAGAUGGAAUUCCACAAAUCCAAGCUCCGGAUUCAAUAGUCCUGAAACCAGUCACCACAUGGAAGAACCAUAUUGUUGCUUACUUCCAUGGAAAUCCCCCUUCUUCAGCAAAGAUCUUCUCAGACCUCAAUCCGAUUUGGGGCUCAAAAGGAAACAUUUCAAUCAAACAUCACUCUUCAGGUGUUUUUCUUAUUCUAAUUCCGAAUCUAGAAACAAGGAAUUGGGUCUUGGAUGUCGGGUUCUGGCACUCUGGGAAUUGCUCUAUCACAGUAACUCCCUGA
Microthlaspi erraticum is the source of this 588-nucleotide messenger RNA. The record is from the annotation of a GenBank genome assembly. NCBI's taxonomy places the organism in Eukaryota, Viridiplantae, Streptophyta, Magnoliopsida, Brassicales, Brassicaceae.